This is a messenger RNA of Dicrocoelium dendriticum, 1518 nucleotides long. The record is from the annotation of a GenBank genome assembly. NCBI's taxonomy places the organism in Eukaryota, Metazoa, Platyhelminthes, Trematoda, Plagiorchiida, Dicrocoeliidae.
GAUGGUUUUAUUAAGGUGAGUCAGUCCGAGUUUUCGUGACGCCACAUUUUCUUCCACCAGCUAUUGAUUAUCCCGACUAUGUUCUUUGAUAUAACUUCGCUCCAUUCAACAGACUUUCUGCGACACUGAAUGUGGGCCACUCAGUGACGCAACAGGUUUUCUUUUUCAGCUUUUACUGUCUCGUGGCUCCGUUGUUCGAAGAUUUGUGUGUCCUUUGUCAUUUCGUAUUUUGUUAUCGUACAAGAAGAAGUGUUCCUUGUUUUCAAUCUCUCUUUCCGCACGAGGGUCUUCUGUUUCAUCGGACCACACUCUUCAGUCAUUUUCCAGUAUGAUCAACAGAUGGAUGGAAAUUCAAAAAAGUUUUGAGGACACAUUCGAGCAGUUCAAACUUUUGCUUGAUAGUUGUGAGCAACCUGAAGUCGCACAUGAUGAUUUUGCAGAGAUUAUAUCUUCAAAUCUCAUCGGGGGCAAGCACAUUAGAGGUGCUCUGGUGGCUGCUGCUCUGGAAGCCUUCAGUACACGCGAAGCGUUAAGUGCCAGUCGUUUACAGGUUGCUCAUUUCAUCGGUUGGUGCAUAGAGAUGAUGCAUACUGGUUUUCUUGUCCUCGAUGACAUAAUGGACAACUCUCCGACACGUCGCAAUAAGCCCUCCUGGUUUGUCCAACGGAAGGAACAGGGGUUCGGCUCUUUGGCCAUCAAUGACGGCAUCCACCUAAUUAUGGCCUCAAAGUAUCUUCUGCAUCAGGUCUUCCGGUUGCAGCGGUGUAGUCAAGAUGUAUACUUCAAAAUAACAAAGCUUUUUGACGAAGGCGGUUAUCGCACAUGUUGGGGCCAACAUUUGGAUGCUAUCUACUCGAAACCAACUAAUUGUGCUCCUACCUCUAUAGAUAAUUUCACCAAACCCCACGUCGACGCAAUCGCCAAGUGGAAAACGGGUUUUUACACCUUUUACCUACCAAUCGCUUGUGGAAUGAUCAUGGCAGAAGUCAAUGAUGAAACAAGAUACUCCCAAGCAUCGAAUAUUCUACUAAAAUUUGGAAUUUAUUUUCAAGCCCAGGACGAUUACCUAGAUUGUUUUGGGAGCGAAGUGAUCACCGGUAAAGUUGGUACUGACAUCACCGACGGGAAAUGUACCUGGUUAAUUGCUGAGUGCUUGGCCCAAGCAACGCCUAAGCAACGACAGAUUAUUCAGGAUAAUUACGGUCGAUCGGACACAGACAGAGCGGAUGCUGUUCGAACUGUAUACCUGAACCUUUCGCUUCCGGACAGGUUUCGCGCCUACGAGUGUCGGAUACGUACAGAACUUCUAAAGGACAUUAGAAGUUGGGACACCUCAAAUGACGACGAUCCUUCCGGCCCCAAACAACUGUUUCUGCUACUUUUAGACAUUCUUCUCAGUCGAUCCUGUUAAAUCUGGCCCUUGUAAAUUUUUCAGUGCAAAAAUCAUCUUCUUGAUUUUCUUCCUGAGAUGCAAUGCGUCCACUUACGUUCUACAUAAGUGUAAUGCGUUGUUUAACC